This is a messenger RNA of Macrosiphum euphorbiae (potato aphid), 882 nucleotides long. NCBI's taxonomy places the organism in Eukaryota, Metazoa, Arthropoda, Insecta, Hemiptera, Aphididae. The record is from the annotation of a GenBank genome assembly.
AUGAAGCUCCUGCAUCAAAAGCUUAAACUACUGUAUGCCCGAAAACUGAAGCUUCAACCCGGCGAGCUGUUUAAAAGAAAGACUGCGGAGGCAGUAAGCGUUCCUGACUAUUCCCAAGUCCACGGUGUCAUGGACGAACUUCUGAACACCCUGCCGGACUAUUUCCUUCAGCUGGAGGAGUACUACGGAGAAGAAGGCACCAUCAAACUCUCAUCUGAUAAAACUUCGUCACCUCUCCAGAAACAUAACAGCGGACUUUGGCGGAAGGUGACAUGUGGAUUGAUGUUGCUUGUACUGUGGAGGUCAAAACACAGGAGUGGUGUCGCAGCGAAUCUGACUACUGAGGAGUGGGAGGCCAGGAGAACGGACUGUGGCAACACAGUUCUGACCGUGGCCAAACACAAAACAGGUGACAAGCAACCGGCCUCCAUCGUUUUAAACGAGAACAUGGCGGAAUACAUGCACCGGUACUACGCUCUACGAAACCGCGUCAUGACACGGGCUUGUGAGUUCUUCAUCACUAACAGGUGUCAACGGGUCGUCAAGCUAUACGACGAGAUAAACGAAAUUUAUAAAUGCAAGUUGUCGGCCUGCACGUUUAGGAAAAUGGUUGAGACCGAGUCUAUGGGCCACGCACCCGAAACGAGCAAAAACAUAGCAAAGUCCUUGCAGCACUCAGAUGUGGUAGCCGACGUUUUCUAUAGGUUGCCGGGCACACAAGAGGCCAUACGCCGGCAGCAACAUAUUGAUAUGGUCGAUCAGACUGCAAUGUUUGAGGUUGAACUUGUCCCCGUCAGUGAGGACAAUUGUCCUAGUGGUUCGGUCAUUUUUUUUCAAAACUCUCUCAGAUUGAACUUCGUGUUAACCGUCUUUCUACCCUAA